Neohortaea acidophila is the source of this 1359-nucleotide messenger RNA. RefSeq names its product beta-lactamase-like protein. Bases 174 to 1061 code for a protein of 295 amino acids. The record is from RefSeq and is a predicted model, not a curated record. Lineage: Eukaryota; Fungi; Ascomycota; Dothideomycetes; Mycosphaerellales; Teratosphaeriaceae. The transcript is spliced from 5 exons.
CCCCGCUUCCAAGCCAGACCCUGCGGACCUGCCCCUCACAUGGAGGAGCAGGCACGCGGUUGCGGCAAACGUCAUGUAGGUUAAAGCACCUCGCCCCUCGGGAGGGGGCAGACCUCGCUGCUGUAUCUCCCACCAUCAAGGUUUCUUUGACCGUCUUACACUUCUACGCAACCAUGUCCAACGCUAUCCAGAAGCAAGUCGCCGAGGGCGCCGUGCCCAACCACGUUUCCAAUGUCUGUCCCGAGGGGACCAAAAUGUGGGUGCUGGAGGUGGGAUGGCUCGAGGCCGAUGAGGGCUUCGUGGUCCGCGGUGGAAAUACGUCGGUCAAGAGUUCGGCGGAUAAAGCUUUCGUGAACAAACGUCGCCAGUUGCCCAUGUACUGCAUCCUGAUUGAGCAUCCCAUCGAGGGCUUGAUCCUGUGGGAGACGGGAUGCGGCAAGGACUACCCGACCGUCUGGGGUCCCCAAUUGUCCGACAUCUUCACCCGAGUCCGGUACGAGCCCGCUCACGAGCUGGACGCCGCCAUCGAGGCCACCGGGCACAAAGUGGAGGACAUUAAGAAGAUCAUCAUCGGUCACUUGCAUCUCGACCAUGCCGGCGGCCUGGAUCUCUUCCUCGACCGAAAGGAUAUCGAAAUCUGGGUCCACGAUCUCGAGCUGCGAUCCGCCUUCUGGUCCAUUGCCACCGGCGCUGAUGUGGGCGUGUACCUCAAGCACUACAUGAAGCUUGACCUCAACUGGAAGACCUUUGACGAACGCACGUUCGACUUCUGCCAGGGCAUCACGCUGCACCACUUGCCCGGCCACACGGACGGCCUGAUUGGCAUGCAAAUCAACCUGCGCGACAGCGGCACCUUCCUCUUCAUCAGUGACCACUGUCACGUCAUCGAGAACUGGCGCGACGGUAUUCCGCAGGGAUGGUUGGCUCGUGACCACCCAGCUUGGUUCCGCUCUACCCAGCGCCUGAAGCAACUCGUCCGAACCACGCGCGGCCGCGUGAUCCCCGGACACGACGAGGGAACGUUCCUGGAGAUCAAGAAUGAGAAGCCGGUGUAUUCGUAGAGGCCGGGCGUAGAGCCAAUAUCGAGUCACGCAAGCCGUCUCGUUAGAACCCUAAGGUGAGUGUAUAUAUUGUUGAUGGUCUUGCUCUUCUUGAUGCUCGAUACACAUGAGUUUCCUUGACUGUCUUUUGUGUGCAAUCUCGUAAGCAGCAGAGUAAGGCAAUGCAACACCGCCAGCACAAAGCGAUCACGUCCGGACUUCACAGCGCAAGGGCUGCGGGGAAAGUGCGAAUCGACAGCCGUGUUUGCCGUUUUGGGCCGAAAGGCUCACAAUCGGAGUCGCACCGGUAAGAAGAGGG